Messenger RNA from Trichoderma asperellum CBS 433.97, 1413 nucleotides. RefSeq lists its product as uncharacterized. NCBI's taxonomy places the organism in Eukaryota, Fungi, Ascomycota, Sordariomycetes, Hypocreales, Hypocreaceae. Gene Ontology annotation, molecular function: phosphatase activity. The record is from RefSeq and is a predicted model, not a curated record. Gene Ontology annotation, biological process: dephosphorylation.
AUGCAGUCCAAGCUCCUCUUCGCCCUCUCGGCCGCUGCCGUCGCACCAGCCGCCGCUGAGCAGGUGCUCGGCGUGUACAUCUUCCACCGCCACGGAGACCGCACGGCCAAGUCAUGGAGCCCCGUCAACCUGACUCCUCUUGGUGCCGACCAGGUCAAGAGCUCAGCCGACUUCUUCCGUAACCGCUACAUCGACGACGGCGCCUCUCUGCAAAUUGCCGGCAUCAGCGUCGACAAGGCCGUCCUCUCCCAGCUCGCCAUCACGGCCCCGGUGGACAAUGUGCUGCAGAACUCGGCUGGCGUCUUUGCGCAGUGGCUGUAUCCCCCCAACAAGGCUGCCGGUUCCACCAAGCUUGCCAACGGCACCACCGUUGUAGCUCCUCUUGACGGAUAUCAAUAUAUCCCAGUCAAUACCGUGGCCUCUGCCAGCUCAUCCAACUCGGAGAGCAGCGCCUGGCUUCAAGGCAGCAGUGGCUGCAGCGGUGCCGUCGUCAGCUCGAACAACUAUUUCCUGAGCCCUGAAUAUCAGAGCACCUUUAGUGAUACCAAGGACUUUUACCAGGGCCUGCUGCCUGUUAUCAACACCACCUUCAACUCUAGCACGGCCACCUUCAAGAAUGGCUACACAAUCUUUGACUACAUCAAUGUCGCCACAAUUCACAACUCUUCCAUCCCCUCUGACAACCUCCUGACCAAAUCCACCCUUUCUAGCCUCUAUGACUAUGCCUCUAUUCAUGAGUGGAACCUCGCUUACAACAGCAGCGAUCCCGUCCGCGCCAUUGCUGGUUCCGUCCUCGCUGGCCAGAUUAUGACUGCUCUCCAGGGCAUCGCCAGCGGCAACGCCGUCCCCAAGUUCAACAUCCAGUUUGGUGCCUACGGUGCCUUCAUGUCCUUCUUCGGACUUGCUCAGCUGCCCGCUGUCAAUAGCGAUUUCUACGGCAUUUGCAACUAUGCCUCCUCCAUGGUGCUCGAGCUUGUCGCCCCCAGCGCCACUCAGCUCUCCGAGGAUGAUCUCACCGUUCGCUUCCUCUGGUCCAACGGCACUGCUGCCGAGAACGGCCUCAAGACCUACCCUCUGUUUGGCCAGAGCAAGACUACCAUUAGCUGGAACGACUUCAAGGCUGGCAUGAACAAGUUUGCUGUCGCCAACACCUCCGACUGGUGCACUACCUGCGGCAACACUGACGGAACCUGCGCCUCCAACUCUACCGCCAGCGCUUCGUCUGCCAAGUCUUCUGACAACAGCAACAUCACCAAGCCCGUUGCCGGUGUCAUCGGUGCUCUCGUCACUCUGGGUGUCAUCCUUGGCGUUGAGGCCCUCAUCAUUCUGCUUGGUGGCCUGCGCCUCGUCAAGAAGUCGACUCUGGCUAAUGCCCGAUCAGGAGCCGCCUCUCCUGGAGCUGACAAAGCAUAA